Molecule: messenger RNA, 858 nt
Organism: Symsagittifera roscoffensis
Lineage: Eukaryota; Metazoa; Xenacoelomorpha; Acoela; Convolutidae
Product: leucine-rich repeat-containing protein 57-like
Exons: 2
Coding region: 28-756 (242 amino acids)
Molecular function (GO): protein binding
Source: RefSeq, a predicted model, not a curated record
UUUCAGAGCUUGGAUGUUUUUGAUACAAUGGGCAAUUCCAGUUCAACCAAGGCACACAUGGAGACGGCCCAGAAGACAGGCACCCUCGGCCUGGCCAACUGUGGCCUGAACAAACUUCCGGAUGGCCUGGAUAAAUUGAAGGCAAAUCUGAGGACCCUGGAUGUGAGUGGGAACAAGUUGAACAAGCCAGACAGUUUCCCGCCUUGUCUCAGUCAGUUCCAGAUGAUGAAAACUCUCGUGAUGGUCGGAUGCGAGCUAGUUGAAUUGCCAGAAGGCAUAUUUAGCAUGAAGAAACUGGAAACAUUGAACGUAUCAAACAACAAAAUCAAAUCACUUACCUCCAAAGUCGGCCAGCUGAAGAGUCUAAAAAGCCUGAACAUAACAAACAACAGCAUACAAUCUCUUCCUGAUUCUCUACCUCAGUGCAAAAAUUUAGAAGUCAUCGAGGCCAGCUAUAACAUCCUUCAGUCUUUACCGACUGGUUUAGGCCAAUUGAAUAUUCAAGAACUAAAUGCCAACAGAAAUCGAUUGUCAGACAUUCCGGCUGAGCUCAAAAACUGUCCGAGACUGAAAAUUUUGAGGCUCGAAGAGAAUUGUUUGAGUCUGAACGACAAUCUGAGAACAAUUUUGGGCGAUUCUGGAGUUUCACUUAUCUGUCUGGAAGGUAAUUUGAUCACGCAGAAGGAACUGGAUAAUACGGAAGAGUAUAAAAAGUACAUGGAGCGGUUUACGGCCACGAAAAAGAAAAUUUUCUAAUCCUUUUCUAUCCCAAUUCAAUCUAAACUUAUCUGAAACUAAACAAUUUUAGAUGUUUUUAUUUAUUAGAUUGCCCCUUUUAUUUAAACGUCCCUUUUUCUA